GGAGAGUAUAAAUACAGGGGCAAGUGGCGCUUGAUUUGUGAAUGAAAUAGUAGCAGCGAAAGUAACAAAUCACCUUUGCUGGAGCAACAUGAAAUACAUUAUAGGUAUCGGAGGUGUGACCAACGGUGGAAAAACCACUCUGACCAACAAAAUUCGCUACAAUUUACCAAACUGCUGUGUGGUACAUCAGGAUGACUUUUACAAGCCACCAGAUCAAAUAGACGUCGGGGAAGAUGGAUUUAAACAAUGGGAUGUGAUCACUGCCCUCGACAUGGAGGCGAUGAUGAGUACUGUCAACGCCUGGAUUGACAACCCAGUAAAGUUUGCCCGAUCGCAUGGAGUGAACGUCACUUCAGUCUCCGAUGAGCUGAGCAAUCCAGAGAAAGGAGUGCACAUAUUGAUAGUGGAAGGGUUCCUCUUGUAUAACUACAGGCCAUUGGCUAACAUAUUUGAUCUCCGUUAUUUCUUAUCUCUUCCAUAUGAAGAAUGCAAGAGGAGGAGGAGUACAAGGAAUUAUACAGUUCCUGAUCCACCUGGUUUAUUUGAUGGACAUGUGUGGCCAAUGUUCUUGAAACACAAGAAGGAGAUGGAGGACAGUAAUGUUAAUGUUGUGUAUCUGAAUGGCUUGAAAUUAAAGGAGGAAAUCCAUCAACAAGUGUAUGAAGAGAUACAAAACCAAAUCCUGAAUUGUUCUUAGGGUCUGUGGAUUGAAGACUGCAUUGGGGAAAAAGUUGAUGUUGUAAAUAGUUGACUGUCUGUCUCUGGAAAUACUUGCUCCACAAAUCUCAGUAUUAAUUAGGUUUAUGUUUAACUUUGUUAAUUUUUAAUGUAUAUAGUUGGACAUAAGUUAAAUAAUUUUAAAUGUCAGUAAUGGCAGUUCUUUUGGUUAUUUGAGUACUUCAAGUAUUUAACUCUUUAUUGGAUCAUUUGUGUAACCAUUGUAAUAUUUUAACUUUUUUAAUGAAUUAUGUAAGCAUCUAAAGUGCUCAGUGUCAAUUGGGUAUUUGCAAUAUGUUAUAUUGUCAUGUUACUGUAACUAAUCUUCUACCUGACAUCUAUUUAAGUGGCUUCUUCCUUUUGUACUCUUUCAUGGAAUAGUUAAAAUUUUUCUCCAAUAUA
Rhincodon typus (whale shark) is the source of this 1119-nucleotide messenger RNA. Its product is annotated as nicotinamide riboside kinase 2. The transcript is spliced from 8 exons. The record is from RefSeq and is a predicted model, not a curated record. Gene Ontology annotation, cellular component: cytoplasm. The coding region runs from base 89 to 697 and encodes 202 amino acids. NCBI's taxonomy places the organism in Eukaryota, Metazoa, Chordata, Chondrichthyes, Orectolobiformes, Rhincodontidae.